Messenger RNA from Hippocampus zosterae (dwarf seahorse), 5867 nucleotides. It is a transcript of the gene fmnl2a, whose product is annotated as formin-like 2a. Gene Ontology annotation, biological process: cell migration; regulation of cell shape; cortical actin cytoskeleton organization. Bases 596 to 3868 code for a protein of 1090 amino acids. Gene Ontology annotation, cellular component: cytosol. Gene Ontology annotation, molecular function: small GTPase binding; actin filament binding. The transcript has 28 exons. Lineage: Eukaryota; Metazoa; Chordata; Actinopteri; Syngnathiformes; Syngnathidae. The record is from RefSeq and is a predicted model, not a curated record.
GACUCAAUGUACCACAAUGCAAUAGCAAAAUGUCAUCUCCUUGGCUACGGCUUUAGUGGAGCUAAAGAAGACGAAGAAGGAGGCUCGCCCCGGUUGAAAGGAGUCAUUGUGGUGCGGGAUGAGCGGGUGUGUGUGAGUUAGCACGCCCCCCUCCUCCUUGACUAUCUUCUGAGCAGAGAGGAGGGAUUAGUUAAUGAGCACACACACAUACACACAUCACCUCCUCGUCGGGACUACUCCGCGACGUGGAAACUAAGAGUAAAGCUUGAAUCAUGCCCCUCGUCAUCCUCGCCGACCGGAAGCGUGAUCGAAAUUGGGCGAAAUUCGGAUAACAACGAGUAAAGUUUCCAGGUCUGUUUUCCAACUACCACCACCAGCACCUCCGCCUGCCGCCACCCGCCCUCCUCCGCAGCACUCCCGGGGAAAAUGCGCCCUUACCACGGGCUCCUCCGCUGCCCCCACUCCACACUCCUCGCAUGUGCUCGAUAUGUUGAAGUGAGCACGGGGAAGGAAUAGAGCCGUUUUUUUAAUAUAAACGCUUUUGGAUACUUUUUAUUUGUAGGUUGAACUAAACAACUGGUUGCUCCAAUUCAACAUGGGGAACGCAGGGAGCAUAGACCAGCACACGGAUCUCAGGGGCCACAAUAUGCCCCUAAAACUACCAAUGCCGGAUCCGGGGGAGCUGGAGGAAAGAUUCGCUAUAGUUUUGAACUCGAUGAAUCUUCCGCCGGACAAAGCUCGCCUUUUGCGGCAGUACGACAACGAGAAGAAGUGGGAGCUCAUCUGCGAUCAGGAACGAUUCCAAGUGAAAAACCCCCCACACACUUACAUCCAAAAACUGAGGAGUUACCUUGACCCGGCAGUCACAAGAAAGAAAUUCCGCCGAAGAGUUCAGGAGUCCACCCAAGUCCUGAGAGAACUGGAAAUUUCAUUGCGGACCAAUCAUAUAGGGUGGGUGAGAGAGUUCCUGAAUGAAGAAAACAAAGGCCUGGACGUGCUGGUGGACUAUCUUUCUUUCGCACAGUACGCCGUCACGUUCGAUGGCGACUCUGUGGAAAACAGUCCAGAGGCGCUGCUGGACAAAUCGAAACCUUGGAGUCGCUCCAUCGAGGACCUGCACGGAGGCGGCACGCUGCCAUCGCCCCUCGGCGGGAACGGCAUCACCCGGGCGGGCCGGCACUCGACGUUACGAUGUAACACUUUGCCCAGCCGCAGGACACUGAAGAACUCCAGGCUGGUCUGCAAGAAAGACGACGUCCACGUCUGCAUCAUGUGCCUGCGUGCCAUCAUGAACUACCAGUACGGCUUCAACAUGGUCAUGUCCCACUUAAAUGCUGUGAAUGAAAUUGCACUAAGUCUCAACAAUAAAAACCCCAGAACCAAAGCUCUGGUCUUGGAGCUCCUGGCGGCGGUUUGCCUCGUGAGGGGAGGCCACGAAAUCAUCCUUGCUGCCUUUGACAACUUCAAGGAGGUUUGUAUGGAAGAGCAGCGCUUUGCCAGGCUAAUGGAGUAUUUCAAGAACGAAGACAACAACAUCGAUUUCAUGGUGGCCUGCAUGCAGUUCAUCAACAUUGUGGUGCACUCGGUGGAGGACAUGAACUUCCGGGUUCAUCUGCAGUACGACUUCACCAAGCUGUCUUUGGACGAAUUCUUAGAUAAAGUCAAGCACACGGAGAGCGACAAGCUGCAGGUUCAGAUCCAGGCCUACUUGGACAACGUGUUUGACGUCGGCGCGCUUCUGGAGGACGCGGAGACCAAAAAUGCUGCCCUGGAGCGUGUGGAGGAGCUGGAAGAGAACAUGUCACAUUUGACAGAGAAGCUGCUGGAUGCGGAGAACGAAGCCAUGGCCAAAAUAGUGGAGCUGGAGAAGCAGCUGAUGCAGACAAACAAGGAUCUGGAAGGCAUGAAGGAAGCCUACAAAGACACCAGCGGGAAGCUCCACUCGCUGCGGCAGAUCUUGAAGGAGAAGGACGAGGCCAUCCAGCGACAGAGUCACCUGGAGAAGAAGAUCCACGAGCUGGAGAAGCAGGGCACCAUCAGGAUACACAAAAAAGGAAACGGCGACAUCUGCAUCCUUCCGCCGUCACCGUCCGGCGUCGUCGUCGAAGGCUUCCCCAGUGCCACGGUGGGCGGAAACGGCGUCGGCGUCCACAGCCCGGCGCACGCGGGAGGUGCGGCGGGGGCUCUGGCGCCGCCGCCGCCGCCAGACAACGGCUCAGUGCCAAACGGACCGACGUCGACCACUCCCGCAGCGGCUCCUCCUCCUCCUCCGCCUCCUCCCCCACCCCCGCCGCCACCUCCGCCUCCUCCCCCGCUUCCACUCGCCAUGUCAGGCCCGUCACCUCCCCCACCGCCGCCGCCGCUGCCCGGCGCUCCUCCACUGCCCGGCUGCGGAACGCCCACUGUUAUCAUGAACUCGGGUUUAGCCGAGGGACCCAUCAAACUUUUCUCCGUGAAGAUCAAGAAACCCAUCAAAACCAAGUUCCGCAUGCCCGUCUUCAACUGGGUGGCCCUGAAACCCAACCAGAUCAACGGGACCGUCUUCAACGAGAUCGAUGACGAGAGGAUACUCGAGGAUCUGAACGUGGAUGAGUUUGAGGAAAUGUUUAAGACGAAAGCCCAAGGCCAGGCGGUGGAGCUGACGCUGAGCAAGCAAGUUAUUCAAAAGGGACCCAACAAGGUGACGCUGUUGGACUCCAACAGAGCAAAGAACUUGGCCAUCACGCUCAGGAAAGUGGGCAAGACGCCUGAGGAGAUCUGCAAAGCCAUUCAGCUCUUCGACCUGCGCACUCUGCCCGUGGACUUCGUGGAGUGCCUGAUGCGCUUCCAGCCCACCGAGAACGAGGUGAAGACCCUGCGGCAGUUCGAGAAGGAGCGCAAGCCGCUGGAGAGCCUGACGGACGAGGACCGCUUCAUGAUGCAGUUCAGCAAGAUCGAGCGGCUCAUGCAGAAGAUGACCAUCAUGGCCUUCGUGGGCAACUUCGCCGAGAGCAUCCAGAUGCUCACGCCGCAACUCCACGCGGUCAUUGCGGCGUCGGUGUCCAUCAAGUCAUCACAGAAGCUGAAGAAAAUUCUAGAGAUUAUUUUAGCCCUGGGAAACUACAUGAACAGCAGCAAAAGAGGAGCAGUUUAUGGGUUCAAGCUUCAAAGUUUGGACCUGCUCCUCGACACCAAGUCGACGGACCGCAAGAUCACGCUGCUGCAUUACAUCGCCAACGUGGUGAAGGAGAAAUACACGCAGGUCUCCUUCUUCUACAACGAGCUGCACUACGUGGAGAAAGCGGCUGCGGUGUCGCUGGACAACGUCCUGCUGGAUGUGAAGGAGCUGCAGAGAGGCAUGGAGCUGACCAAGCGGGAGUACAGCAUGCACGGCCACAACACCAUGCUCAAGGACUUCAUCGUGCACAACGAGAGCAAGCUGAAGAAGCUGCAGGACGACGCCAAGAUCGCGCAGGAUGCCUUUGACGAAGCCGUCAAGUUCUACGGGGAGAGUUCCAAAACCACGCCGCCGUCCGUCUUCUUCCCCGUGUUUGUGCGCUUCGUCAAGGCCUACAGGCAAGCCGAAGAAGACAACGAGCAAAGAAAGAGGCAGCAGCAACUCCUGAUGGAAAAACUUCUGGAGCAAGAGGCCUUGAGGCAGGAAGAACAAAAGUCUCCCUCCCAUAAGAACAAAAGGCAACAGCAGGAGCUGAUCCAGGAACUGCGGAAGAAGCAAGUCAAAGACAGCCGCCAUGUUUACGAAGGCAAAGACGGCGCCAUCGAAGACAUCAUCACGGUGCUGAAGACGGUGCCCUUUACCGCCCGCACCGCCAAGCGUGGCUCUCGGUUCUUCUGCGAGCCCGCCCUCAAUGAGGAGUACCAUUACUAAGCUUGUAGAAAAGUCUCUGGCACAAAAACAACAAGAUCUUCGCAAUCAGCCGUACAGGCGAGCGGACGCCGUGCGCCGCAGUGUCCGCAGGCGCUUCGACGAUCAGAACCUGCGACCGCUCAACAACGGCGAGGUGGUCGUGUGACGGACGGACGGACGGACGAACGGACGGUGGGGAAAGAGGGAAGCGGCACGUGUACAAGAAGACGAGGGAUCGACAAGAAAGCCAGCGUUGGUAAUUUGCAUGCCACGGCGACGGAGAUGAAGAUCGAUGGGGGAGGAUGAGGAAGAGACGCGACGAAGGCCAGCCCGAGGACACGCGCAAAGUUCUAAGCAGGUUGGAUUGUUGAGCAAUGUUGAGUCUGCAAAUGGUGAUGACGCUAUGGGAGUGUGUGUGUUUAUAUAUAUAUGCAUAUAUAUAUAUAUACACACAUACACACACAUUGUACAUAUAUAUAUAUACAUAUAUAUAUAGGUAUGUGUAAAGAAUAUGAAAAAUGUGUGAAGGACCUGGACUGACUGUCCAUCGAAACAAAAAGUGCCUCAAGUUUUAAUAUUUAACGUGUUGGUUUGCGUCGAAGCGAUUUUGUUUGGCUUCAAACAGAAAAGAGGCCACGGUCAGGAAAGAAAAAGAAAGUGUGCGAUGCAAAAAUGGAAAAAAGAGAAAAAGUUGAAUACCGGAAGAUAUUUUGUUCCGAUACUUGAGCGAUUCGGAACAAGAGGAGCCCAGCUGCAUUUUUUUUUUUUUUGGCAAAGAGCAGAAAUGAAGAGAGAAGGAUAAUGAAUAUUGGGCGAAAUCAAGGUGUAGUUCCAGUCUUGCCUUCUAGGGGGCAGGCCAUGUUCAGAAAGCAUCUCACGCUUUCUUUCAGUUGCCUGCCAGUACAUCGGAAUGUGUCGGGCGAUCCAAUAGUUGACGUUGGAAGAAUGUUUGGACUUGGACCUCUAUUGCUUUGAGUGAUAACCCCCCCCCCCCCCAAAAAAAUGAGGGGGUGGGGGCGUCAUCAUCAACGUCAUUUGUUAGCCGUGUCGGGAUGCAAAAAAAAAAGUCCCUGAAAGCUGACUCCAGGGAUUGCCUCAAAAAGUUGGGCAACCAAUUUUUUUAAGGGCAGCAUCAAUUUAGCGCAGGCAUGAGUUUAAUUUUUUAAAAAUCUUUUGCUGCACCACAAUUCAAAAGCAAGCGAUUUAUCAGGUCAUUUUUCCUUGAAAAUUUAAGUUAUUUCUGUGACCACUUGGGUGGUUUUUUUAACGGGGGUUCCAACAAUCGCCACUCCCCCCCCCCCCGAAUCAGUUUUAAGGCGCGUGUGCUUUCCUCGUCCAAUUUCUCACUCAGUUCUCUUGGCAUGAUGCUGCAAAGUCCAAUCGAACGUUUCCUGCCCAGUGCGGGGCCUGAUCGAUGAUGUCAUAACUGGAUGUGAUUUUCAUUUUGUAAACACGUACACAUCAUUCCUACUACUGCAUCUAUCAAAUGUGUAUUCAUAACCACUGAAGUUACAUUCACGUUUUCAUCUCAUGUAUUAAAAAAAUGACAAGAAAACCGUUUUCCUAACUGUACAGUUGUUUUUGCUACAACCGGUUUUGUUUUGUACUGAAGUCACACGACUAAUUAUGAAUAUUGUACAUAAUGUUCAAAGCAUUGCCUUGUGCUUCUACAACUUGAAUGUUCUUUUGUAACUUGUAGUUUGAUUUUUGUGUGAAUAUUUAAAGAAGCCAAAUGCAGCCAGCAUCGACGGAGUAUUUUGAUGUUGAAUAAGGACGGUGACAUGACUCCAUUUCUGAUGGCAACUUUGUGGUGACAAGUAUCCUCUCCUUCCUCCCUCCCUUUGUCACAACAAACUGGAAUCAAGACUGCCAUGUUGGUCAAUGUUGGGUGACUAUUACCAGAAGUGUAUUUUAGGUAUUUUUGCGUGCACUGCAAAUUAACUUUUUUUUUGUUGGUUAUGGAAAUUUGGAGAUGGUACAUUUCCGGUAAAUAUGAUAAAAUAAACAAUUUACAUUGUAA